This is a messenger RNA of Cicer arietinum (chickpea), 663 nucleotides long. RefSeq names its product thioredoxin H2. The record is from RefSeq and is a predicted model, not a curated record. Lineage: Eukaryota; Viridiplantae; Streptophyta; Magnoliopsida; Fabales; Fabaceae.
UUUUUCCAUCAUUCCAACAAAUUAACAAACUCAUUGCUCAUUCAUACACCUAAAUCAUUUUUUUUUUGGUUUAUCAUUCAUAUACCAAACAUGGGAUCCAACUCAUUUAACUUUUUGUAUGUUAAUAGACCAUCAAACCCUUCCCAUGUACUUACCUUCCAUUCUACUGCUAAAUGGAAUGCUCAUUUUGCUGCUUUCAAAGAAACUGAUAAAUUGAUGGUUAUUGAUUUCACAGCUAAAUGGUGUCGACCUUGCAAACUUAUGGACCCAAUUAUGCAAGAGUUUGCUUCAAAAUACACUCAUGUUGAGUUCAUUAAGCUUGAUGUGGAUGAGAUAAUGGGAGUGUCUCAAAGAUUUGAGGUGCAUGCAUUGCCAACUUUCAUACUUGUUAAGAAAGGAAAAGUUGUUGAUAAAGUGGUUGGGGUUAAAAAGGAAGAGCUACGAAGGAUGAUUGAAAAAAAUAGAAACUAAAGUUUAUGAUCAUGCACUGCAACACAAACAGAGUUUUUGCAGUACAUUCUUCCUUCACUACAAGCUCAGAAUGCUGCAACAAGUUGGUGCCAUAAUAUUCACUCAAAUAAGGUGUCAUUCUUUUAUCAUUUAAGAUGAUACAAUGUAAUAUGUUAUGAACUACUAUCAAUAAAAUUGGAUUCUUCUAUGUUA